UGCACAUUCCCACGACAAAGGACAACAAUGGUGACGACGUUUGACGGAGAGAACGAUCUACUUACCCCGGUCGAAAUAAUCCGGGGAAGAUCCUUCGUUCUCGAGAGUGGUCGACGUAAACAGCGUCCAAUGAUCGAGGUAGACUCCGUAGCACGGGAGGUACGGGAGUGGACGUUGGAUCCUUCGUCACGCAUCAGUACCAAGUUAGAUGAGUACUCUCCUCCUCUGAGCUUUUCGCGGUCCCCCUAUAUAAACUAAUAGCCCGGUCUAGCACGAAUGUCAGUUAACAUAUUAUUGGCGAAGAGAUCGGUCGCGAUCGCAAAAUAAACCAAGUUUUCGAGAUAAAACGUGAUUAUAGAGUGUGUUAUCAAAAAGUAUAAAAAAGGAGCAUCUAGAUGCUGAUAAGAUGUUACUGCUGUACAUGCUACUCUUUCUACCGGUGCUCGUCUCAGCACAAGGAUCGCAAUCAAUGAAAACACUGGACCGAGAGAUGCUGCGGGACAACUCUAGAGACUCUUUAGACUGGAUCGGUGAAAGCUUUUUGAACGUCGUUGAAACAUUUUUUCCGGUUUCGAAAUCGCGUGAUGACGAAAUCGUAGAAGGGCGUAAAGAUAAGAAAUUAAAAAAACUGAAUAAGUAUGUUCUCCCUUUGAUCAUUGGAUUUUUGCUGAUAAAAUCAAUUCUAUUGCCCAUCACGUUAAAGGCAUUGGCAGUUUUAAGCGGAAAAGCUGUUGUACUGAGUUUGAUGAGUCUAAUUCUGGCAGCCAUAAUUGGAUUAAAAAAAAUUGCCCACCAAGAGAGCAGCCACGAAUACAAGCAUAGACGACAGGAUGUAUAUGGUUUUGUUGAUGACGUGCAAGAAUUCGAACCUUAUCGAUUUUACAAAGAACGACGUAGAAAGAAGUGAAAAAGAAUAUAUUAUGUAUUAACGGACAAUAAAAUUCUUUGUUGA
Messenger RNA from Solenopsis invicta (red fire ant), 952 nucleotides. RefSeq lists its product as uncharacterized. Bases 407 to 907 code for a protein of 166 amino acids. Lineage: Eukaryota; Metazoa; Arthropoda; Insecta; Hymenoptera; Formicidae. The record is from RefSeq and is a predicted model, not a curated record. The transcript is spliced from 2 exons.